This is a messenger RNA of Pelobates fuscus (common spadefoot toad), 850 nucleotides long. Its product is annotated as glutathione S-transferase theta-3-like. The record is from RefSeq and is a predicted model, not a curated record. Gene Ontology annotation, cellular component: cytoplasm. Gene Ontology annotation, molecular function: glutathione transferase activity. Gene Ontology annotation, biological process: glutathione metabolic process. Lineage: Eukaryota; Metazoa; Chordata; Amphibia; Anura; Pelobatidae. The transcript is spliced from 5 exons. The coding region runs from base 50 to 781 and encodes 243 amino acids.
CUACGGAUAGUCCUCCAGUUCUCUUAGCAGUCUUCGAGUUACUUACGCAAUGGCAGCCCUCCACCUCUAUCUGGACCUCAUGUCCCAACCCUGCAGAUCUGUCUACAUCUUCGCCAGGGCUAAUAACAUCGCAUUCCAGUACGAAGCUGUGCGUCUCUUUAAAGGAGAACAUAUUACAGACGAAUUCAAGAACGUGAAUGCAUUCCGCAAAGUGCCAGCUCUGAAAGAUGGAGAGUUCACACUGUCUGAGAGCACUGCAAUAAUACUUUACUUGGCACGUAAAUUCAAUACACCUGAUCACUGGUACCCAUCAGACCUGCAAAAGCGUGCCCGUGUGGAUGAAUACCUUGCCUGGCAGCACACAAAUACACGUCCUCAUGGAUCCAAGAUCUUCUGGGGCAAACACAUGGCCAAAGUCCUCACUGGAGAGGAACUCUGCCCUGAAAAACUAAAUCCUCUCCUGGUACAGUUCUCUAACAUCCUGACUGACUUGGAGAAGGUAUUCCUGCAGGAUACACCCUUCCUGGUUGGUAAUGAGAUUUCCAUAGCUGAUUUGGUGGCCAUUGUGGAGCUAAUGCAGGCAGUUGCAGCUGGACUAAACUUCUUUGACGACAGACCCAAGCUGGAUGCCUGGAAGCAGAGAGUGGUGGCAGCAGUUGGGGAAGAACUGUUUAAUGAAGCCCACAAAGAAAUCCUCAGUGUCCAGGAGCACAGCAAGGAUUCUAUUCCACCACAACUCCUAGAAGGACUGAAAGAAAAGUUAGAGCUGAUAACCAAAUGAUGUGCAUAACGUACAGACUAGCUGUUCCAAUGCAACUCUCAGAUUUUGUGUAUUCUAGUUCUGCAACUG